AUGUUAUUAUUGACACACUUUACAUCUGCAAAAGAUGCGGAGGUUCACUUAACAAAUCCUCCAAUAGAGGGCAGACUGGUGUGUAAUCCAGGGUAUCAUAUCGUGGUUAAAAAGGGAACCUUGUAUUAUAAUGGCAGGAAGCUUGACGAAAAUGCACGGUAUGCGCAGAAGAUGGCGUGUGAUUUGGAGCAGAGUUGCAACUUUAAAUUUACACGGCAAACUUUAAGUUACAUGAGCACAGCGAUUAAUGACGGCACACAACUAACUAUUAAUUACGACUGAAAGCGGGAUAACUUCGAAGGAGAUCCAAGAAGGAUAACAGAUUAUACGAGAACGCAAGGAUGUCCGCAGGACUCUUUUGUUCAGAAACACGUCGCAUAUUUUAACGAUGAAAAUAUUGCUCCCAAGAGGGAUAACCCCGUGGCACAACGGGAAAGGGAAAUGAUUGCCAUGGGCGUCUGUGCUCAGGUCAAACGUUUUAGGCAAAACAACCCAAGAACGCCCAUCGAUCCACAUCUUGGCACAGUCUACUUGAUAUAUGACAAUCGAACAAGUAAAAAUGAUUUCAUGCCGAGUUCCGAUGCUAGAAAGUGCCAACUUAAGACCAGUUCUCUGGCCAAGACAUACAAGUAUAAUUGCGAGAGGAAGGUGGAUAAAUGGACAUGUACUUUUGCUGGCAAGGGAGGAGACUUGGCCAUCAAGGUCACUAGUCACUUAGGAUGAUUAUCAUAUCCAGGACUCAACGCUCAAACGGGAAUCCAAGCCAUA
Drosophila mauritiana is the source of this 768-nucleotide messenger RNA. RefSeq lists its product as uncharacterized. The record is from RefSeq and is a predicted model, not a curated record. Lineage: Eukaryota; Metazoa; Arthropoda; Insecta; Diptera; Drosophilidae.